This is a messenger RNA of Penicillium atrosanguineum, 1305 nucleotides long. Its product is annotated as phosphatidyl synthase. The record is from RefSeq and is a predicted model, not a curated record. Gene Ontology annotation, biological process: glycerophospholipid biosynthetic process. Gene Ontology annotation, cellular component: mitochondrion. NCBI's taxonomy places the organism in Eukaryota, Fungi, Ascomycota, Eurotiomycetes, Eurotiales, Aspergillaceae. The transcript is spliced from 2 exons. The coding region runs from base 1 to 1305 and encodes 434 amino acids.
AUGGCGACAGCCGAAGGACUCGGGGCUCAGUGGCCCCACCACGACGAUCGGGCCGACUUGUACGGUGGACCUAACGUCGUCAUACCUCCUAGCCAUUUAAUGGCACCGCCCCCUCGCAACUUACCUCCUACAACAAUGUCAAACCAGCCCGAAGAAGAAGUCGUCUCAUCGGGAGAAGAAUCUCCCCAGGUCGACACUCCCGCCUCUACACCGCCGAUUGUCACUAGCGACGACUUUGCUCUCGCUUUCGAUAUCGAUGGCGUCUUUGUUAAGGGCGGAGAGCCCAUCCCAGAAGCCCUGGAGGCUAUGAAAUAUAUCAAUGGUGAAAACCCAUACGGAAUCAAAGUACCCUACAUCUUUCUCACCAACGGCGGCGGCAAGACCGAAGAAGAAAGAUGUCGCGAUCUCAGUCGCCAACUCGAAUAUGAGGUGGACCCCGGCCAAUUCAUCUGCGGACAUACCCCCAUGCGGGAAAUGGCCGAGCAGUACGGCACUGUCCUAGUCGUCGGCGGAGAAGGCGAAAAGUGCCGCAUUGUGGCCGAGGGAUACGGAUUCAAGGACGUCGUUACUCCCGGAGACAUAAUCAAGACACAGCAAGAUGCGACUCCGUUCCGGAAACUAACGGACGAGGAGUACAAGAACUCCCGAACGCUCGAUUUGGACAGCACUCGAAUCGAAGCGAUCUUCGUCUUCGCUGAUAGCCGUGACUGGGCAGGCGACCAGCAGAUUAUUCUGGAUGUCCUCAUGACGCAAAAGGGACAAUUGAAUACCCGGUCGGAGACCUUCGACGAGGGCCCGCCCGUUUACUUCUCGCACAAUGACGUGUUGUGGUCUACUUCACAUGAGCACUCGCGCAUUGGCAUGGGUGCUCUGCGCGCCUCGCUCGAGGCCCUCUAUAAAGCUGUCACUGGCGGCAAGGAACUCAAAACGGUCGCAUUUGGCAAACCGCAGAUGGGCACGUUCGCAUUCGCCACACGACUCCUCCAAGAAUGGCGCAGUGAGUCCCAUGGCAUCGAUAAGCCCCCAGCCACCGUUUACUUCUUCGGUGAUACUCCCGAGUCCGACAUUCGAGGCACGAAUGAGUUCAACAAGACCUCGGAGGAAACCGAGUGGUACUCCGUCCUUGUCGCGACUGGUGUCUGGCAGGAAGGCACUAUCCCCCGCUUCCCACCCAAGAAGAUCUGCAAGAACAUCUACGAGGGAGUCAAAUUCGCCAUCAACCGUGAGGCACAGAAGCUCCGUGGUCGUGGUGGCUCCUUCAGUAUGUUCACGGAUGAGAUCAAGUCGAUCCAGUUGAACAAAUAA